Molecule: messenger RNA, 3352 nt
Organism: Onychostruthus taczanowskii (white-rumped snowfinch)
Lineage: Eukaryota; Metazoa; Chordata; Aves; Passeriformes; Passeridae
Product: lysosomal acid glucosylceramidase-like
Exons: 20
Coding region: 11-3295 (1094 amino acids)
Biological process (GO): glucosylceramide catabolic process
Molecular function (GO): glucosylceramidase activity
Source: RefSeq, a predicted model, not a curated record
UUAAACACGGAUGCUGCCUUGGUGUCUGCGGCUGGAAGAGAAACCUCCGGGUGCCUCCCCCACUCCUGGGCGCUGUGGCUGGGUGCCACCGCGGCGUGGAGCCUGCUGGAGCCUGGCGAGCAGCACAGAGCAGCUGGAGCAUCGUGGGAGCCCCUCUCCCUGCCCACCUCAGCUCCCGGGGGCUCACCCUGCUGAGAGGUGCUCCAGGCGUGCUGCUCCCCGGGACCUUGCAGAGCUGGGGGAACGCGGAGGGGCCAUGGGGGCUGUCGGCAUCCUGGGCUGGCUGCUGCUGCUGCUGCUGCCGGCGCCCCUGGUGGCAGGUGCCCGGCCCUGCAUCCCCAAGGAUUUUGGGCACGGCUCGCUGGUCUGUGUCUGCAAUGCCACCUACUGUGACACGCUAGACCCCCUGGUCGUGCCAGCCCCCGGCUCCUACGUCAAGUACGAGAGCAGCAAGGCCGGCAAGCGGCUGGAGCGGAGCGAGGGGAAAUUCCAGAGCAGUCUGAGCACCCGAGGGCUGCUGCUGACGCUCAACAUCUCCACGCUGCACCAGCACGUGAAGGGCUUCGGAGGGUCCCUCUCCGAUGCUGCUGCCAUGAACAUCCUGAAGCUGUCCCAGCCAGCCCAGGAUAACCUGCUGCGCUCCUACUUCUCCGAGAGCGGGAUCGAGUACAACCUCAUCCGGGUCCCCAUGGCUUGCAGCGACUUCUCCGUGCGCCCCUACAGCUACGAUGAUGUCCCCAACGACCACGAGCUGAAGCACUUCAGGCUGGCGGACGAGGACGUGAAGAUGAAGAUUCCCCUCCUGCGCCGAGCUUUGGCCAUGAGCAAGCGGCCGCUGCUGCUGUUUGCCAGCCCCUGGACCGCCCCAGCCUGGAUGAAGAGUAACGGGGACGUCCGUGGGAAAGGGACUCUGAAGGGGAAGGCAGGGGACAAGUACCACAGGACCUGGGCCAACUACUUCAUCAAGUUCCUGGAUGAAUAUGCAAAACGCAACGUGACCUUCUGGGCGGUGACGGCACAGAACGAGCCUCUGGCGGGGCUCUUGACGCCCCCCCAGGCCCCCACCAUCGCCUUCACGGCCGCACAGCAGCGGGAUUUCAUCGCCCAGGACCUGGGCCCCGCGCUGGCCCGCAGCCCCCACCGCACACGGCUCCUGAUGCUCGACGACCAGCGCAUCCACCUCCCUCACUGGGCCAAAGUGGUCCUGGGAAAUGCCACAGCUGCUCGUUACGUGGCUGGCCUGGCCGUCCACUGGUACCUGGAUGCCAUUGUCCCACCUGGCUGCAGCCUGGAGGCCACCCACAAGCUCUUCCCUGACCAUUUCCUCCUCUACACGGAGGCCUGCACCGGCUUCUUCACCUUCCGCUUCGCCGUGUCCCUGGGCUGCUGGGAGCGGGGAGACCACUACAGCUACAGCGUCCUGACGGUCAUGAACCACUUUGUGUCUGGUUGGACCGACUGGAACCUGGUCCUGGACCUGGAGGGAGGCCCCAACUGGGUCAAGAACUUUGUGGACAGCCCCGUCAUCGUGGACGGCAGCAAGGAUGUUUUCUACAAGCAGCCCAUGUUCUACCACCUGGGGCACUUCAGGCACAGCCGGGACACAGGACCUGCCACCGCUGCCACAGAGACGCGGCAGCAAGAGGUGCUUUGGCAGCAGCGUGUCCAUCGGCAUCGUCGGAGCCACUGCAGCAGAGGUGCCAUGGGGCCAGGCUGUGCCAUGGGGCCAGGCUGUGCCAGAGUCCUGGGCUGGCUCCUGCUGGCACAGGCAGCCCUGCAGGCCACAGGUGGCCGUCCCUGUGAUGCCAAGGAUUUUGGGCACGGCUCGCUGGUCUGUGCCUGCAGUGCCAUGUACUGUGACACGCUGGACCCCCUGGUCCUGCCAGCCCCUGGCUCCUACGUCAAAUACGAGAGCAGCAAGGCUGGCAAGCGGCUGGAGCGGAGCGAGGGGAAAUUCCAGCACAACGCCGAGAGCCCAGAUUUCCACCUCACCCUGGACACAGCGCAGAGGUUCCAGAAGGUGAAGGGCUUUGGUGGCUCCAUCACCGACGCGGCCGCCAUCAACAUCCAGUCCCUGUCCAAGGCUGCCCAGAACCACCUGCUCCGCUCCUACUUCUCCGAGGAAGGCAUUGAGUACAACCUGGUGCGUGUGCCCAUGGCCAGCACUGACUUCUCCAUCCGCCUGUACACCUACGCCGACGCCGAGGACGACUUCGAGCUGAGGCACUUCAACCUGACGGAGGAGGACACGCACAUGAAGAUCCCCAUCCUCCAAGCAGCCCAGGCAGUGGCCAAGAGGCCACUGUCUCUCUAUGCCAGCCCUUGGACCUCCCCGGUGUGGAUGAAGACGAAUGGAGCAAUGACAGGGAGGGGAACACUGAAGGGCAGCCCUGGGGACAAGUACCACCAGGCCUGGGCCAAGUACUUCGUCCGAUUCCUGGAUGAAUAUGCCAAGCACAACCUGACCUUCUGGGCAGUGACAGCAGGGAACGAGCCCACGGCUGGUGAGAUCGUCUUCUACCCCUUCCAGUGCCUGGGCUUCUCCCCUGAGCACCAGAGGGACUUCAUUGCCCAGGACCUGGGCCCGGCGCUGGCCAACAGCUCCCACCGCCACGUCCAGCUCAUCAUCCUGGAUGACCAGAGGGUGAUGCUGCCCUACUGGGCCGAGGUGGUUCUCAAAGACCCUGUGGCUGCCAGAUACAUCAGUGGCAUCGGCAUCCACUGGUACCUGGAUUUCCUGGCACCCAUCGACCUGACACUCUCCAUCACCCAUCACCUCUUCCCAGACUAUUUCCUCCUCUCCACCGAGGCCUCCACAGGCUCCUACUUCUGGGAGCCCAGGGUGGUCCUGGGUGGCUGGGAGCGUGGGAGCAAGUACAGCCACAGCAUCCUGUCGAACCUCAACAACUACGUGACGGGCUGGACUGACUGGAACCUGGCCCUGGACAUGGAAGGAGGCCCAAACUGGAGCAAGAACUACGUGGACAGCCCCGUCAUCGUGGACAGCAGCAAGGAUGUCUUCUACAAGCAGCCCAUGUUCUACCACCUGGGGCACUUCAGCAAGUUCAUCCCCGAGGGCUCCCAGCGGGUGGGACUGGCUGUCUCCAAGAAGUGCCACCGCUGUGACCUGGAGCACUCGGCUUUCCUGCGCCCCGACGGCGCCGUUGUGCUGGUGGUCCUGAACCGCUCCCCCACGGACGUGUCCUUUGGGAUCUCUGACCCGCGCGUCGGCUUCAUCGAGGCCGUGGCUCCCAGCGACUCCAUCCAGACGUUCCUCUGGAAGCAGCCAGCCUAGCGUGGCACAGGAGAGAGGUGCCAGCACCAGGAACACGCUGCUGGUGGCAGCUUGGAG